GGAUGCAUCUUCUUCCUCGUCGUCACUGUAAAAAAGCUUUUAAACAUUUUUUAAAACAUUUUGGAUUGAUUCCCAAAAUCGAACAAAACCCUAACUCCUUUGAUCCAAUCUUCCCGCCAUGUCUUCGCGGCGUCGGCAAUCUACACAGAGGAAGAAAGCUCCGGAGAGCUCCGUAACUCCGAUUCGCCUCCCUCCCUUUCUAAAACCCGGCGCCGCCGUCGAGAUCAGCUCCGACGAGGCCGGUUUCCGCGGAUCGUGGUACGUGGGAGAGGUCGUCGCCGUCCCAUCCUCAGACUCGACCACCAAAUGCGAGGUGGAGUACACGACGCUGUUCUUCGACAAAGAAGGGAGGAAGCGGCUCAAGGAGGUCGUCGACGCGGCUCAGCUCCGUCCUGCGGUGCCGGCGAUGUCCGAGAGGGAGAAGGAGAGGGAUGUCGCGGUUGGGGAAGACGUGGACGCGUUUUACAGUGAUGGUUGGUGGGAAGGGACGGUGACGGAGGUUUUGGGUGAUGGGAGGUUCAGUGUUUACUUCAGGGCUUCAAAGGAGCAGAUUCGGUUUCGGAGAGAUGAGUUAAGGUUUCAUCGGGAGUGGGUUAACGGCGCGUGGAAGCCGCCGAUUGAGGAAAGGGAAGAAGAGGAGGAAGAAGAAGAAGAGGAAGAGGAUCUUUUAUCCCGAGUGGAUCCGGAAACUGCAAGAGAAAUCGCGAAACAAAUGUUCUCCAUUGGCACAAUUGUUGAGGUUAGCAGCGAUGAGGAAGGGUUCAAGGGGUCUUGGUUUUCAGCUAAAGUCAUUGAACACGUUGACGAAGAAGACAAGUACCUUGUUGAGUACCGAGACUUGAGAGAAGAAAACGGCAUCGAGCCUUUGAAAGAAGAAGCCGACUUUCUGCACAUAAGGCCACCGCCACCGGCUGAUGAGGAUAUAGAUUUUGCCGUCAGGGACAAGAUUGAUGCGUUUUACAAUGACGCUUGGUGGGUAGGUGAUGUCAUAGAGAGCAUGAAGGAAGGAAUCGUUGGUGUCUGCUUCAGGUACACAGGAGAAAAGAUGCGGUUUGGAAGACAGGGCCUUCGUCUGCAUAGAGACUGGAUUAAUGGGACUUGGCAGCUACCACUGAAACGAGGAGAGAUGAAGAGGGCAACAAAGAAAGUUCCGUGUGAUCGGAACGUGAGACCUAAGAAAGCAAUCGACAAGGAACAUUUCAGCGGUGGAGAUCCAGUCGAGGUGAGCAGUGUUGAAGAAGGAUUUGAAGAUUCUUGGUUCCUCGCAAAGGUUAUUGAAUACAGAGGAACGGACAAAUGGCUAGUGGAAUACGAGAAGUUGAAAGCGGAAGAUGGGAAAGAGCCAUUGAGAGAAGAGGUUAAUGUUUUUCAGAUAAGGCCUCGGCCACAAGAGACGGUCAUGGUUAAUCCGUUGGAGAAGCUUGACGAAGUUGAUGCAUUGUAUAAUGAUGGAUGGUGGUUCGGGGUGGUUAAAAAGGUUCUUGCAAAGUCGAACUACUUAGUUCAUUUCCCGAAAACAGACGAGGUGCUCAAGUUUCAUGUUUCUCGGCUAAGGCCACAUCAGGAAUGGAUUGAUGGCAAGUGGAUAGCAUCUUCAAAGACUUAAACGGUGUAAUUGAGCUGGAGAACAUGUCAGGAUUCUGGGGAUCUCAAGUUUUGUUAAUGUGGAGGAGAUUAGCCUUGAUGUUCCCUUUCUAUUGUAUACAGUUGCGUUUUAUGAUGAUUGACCAAAAGAUAAAAUGAGUUGAUAUUUUAUUAACUUUCCCAUGA
This is a messenger RNA of Brassica napus (rape), 1770 nucleotides long. RefSeq names its product protein AGENET DOMAIN (AGD)-CONTAINING P1-like. The coding region runs from base 119 to 1606 and encodes 495 amino acids. The transcript is spliced from 4 exons. The record is from RefSeq and is a predicted model, not a curated record. Lineage: Eukaryota; Viridiplantae; Streptophyta; Magnoliopsida; Brassicales; Brassicaceae.